Molecule: messenger RNA, 1455 nt
Organism: Astyanax mexicanus (Mexican tetra)
Lineage: Eukaryota; Metazoa; Chordata; Actinopteri; Characiformes; Acestrorhamphidae
Product: serine protease FAM111A-like
Exons: 1
Coding region: 121-1455 (444 amino acids)
Source: RefSeq, a predicted model, not a curated record
CAGGAGGACCCAGGAUCAGCUAGUGGUGAAUUGAUCACCUUUACUGUAGCAUCAAAGGGGGGUAAAAACACUAGAACCAAACAAAUCGUAAAAGAUAAAAGAAUUUGGAAAGAUUUCAACAUGCUCUCUGUGAAGGCAUACCGUGACGACACCAUCGAACAAGCCUUGAAGAGAGACGGACGGUUUGCUGACAUUGUGUUUCAGAGUGGAUGUACACUUCAACAUUGUGAUGAAAAACACGAAAUAAAGAUCAGUGAAAAUGUCCGAGCUCUUGAAGGACAUUUUUAUAAAAUUUGCCUGCCCAGAAAGAACUCAAGCAAAAUGCCGGACUUUGAAGAAAUUUACAAGAUCCUGCGUUCCCAGUUUCCUGAAUUUCUUCAAGAAUGCCUAAAACUGAGAAAGGAGGACUUUGAACAAAGAACAGGAUCAUUCACAACAAUGUAUCAAGAGAAUCUAGUAAAAAAACUGGGAACUUCAGUCUGUACGGUCAAUAUUGAAAAUUCGCAGGGCACAGGCUUUCUUCUGUUUGAUAAUUUCAUCCUCACAAACGCUCACGUCAUUGAAGAAAGUUACAACAUCGAUUCUAAGAAACUCACAAGUGCAGCUACAGUUAAUUUCAACAUGGGAAGUGGGAAAUCUUUAGAAUUUCUAUUGUCCUCAGAUGUUUUUGCAUUUUUGAAGGGAGGAGAUGAUGAUGGAAGACAUGUUGACUUUGCUCUUCUAAAGGUGCAGGACAGUGAAGAAAUAAUGAAGAAUGAAGACAUUCCUAAACUGCCCAGACUUCUGAAAGAGUACACUUCAAAUCAACCUGCUGGAGGAAUUUGUAUCAUUGGUCACCCUGGGUCACAGGUGAAAAGCAUGGAUGUGUCCUGCAUUGUUCCACACAAAGAAACCAGAUCAGCUCCAGAAACCAAAUCAGCUUCAGAUUCUAUUCUAGUUCAUUUUAGCUUUGACCCUGAUUACAUUCAGUCUGAAUACCAAAUAAAAGGAUGCAACAUCAAAACACACAACACAUAUGUUAUUCAUGGCUCCUCUGGAUCUCCUGUCUUUGAUGAAAAGUGCAAUCUUGUUGCGAUGCACACUGGAGGAUUUAUCGCUGAUGAAACACGGAAACAUGCCAUUGGGUUUGCCAUUCCCCUCCAGUCCAUCAUAAAGAACAUUAUUAAACAGUUGGAUUCCAGAGAGUCUUUGGAUGCGAUGUUUAGGUUCAUUGAGGCGGCAGCACAGAAUCGUGAUCUAGAAGAAUAUCUGGAGGAAUAUUCUAAAGAACUGAUGACAAAGCAUUCUUACAGAAGCGCAGAACUGUUGGCCAGACUCCACUUUGAGUCAGACAGAUAUGGAAUGUCCCUGAUGAUUCAUGAAGAACUCAAUAAAAUCAAGAAACAUAUUGAGGAGAUCCAGCAGGAAAUUGAUGUAAGUAAACUUUAUGAUUUUCUAGCUUCAAAAUAUGAUUGA